GGCUUUGACAAUGAUAGUAUUUUGUUGAGAGAAACUAUGCUCAGGGAUCUUCCAUCUUUACAAAGGUAUUGUCAGCCUGGUGUCAACAAUGCUGACUUGUCCUAUGGUUUGUCUGAACUCAGAAGACUUCGUAAGCUAUGGAGCUCGACGGUUAUG
This is a messenger RNA of Striga hermonthica, 156 nucleotides long. The record is from the annotation of a GenBank genome assembly. NCBI's taxonomy places the organism in Eukaryota, Viridiplantae, Streptophyta, Magnoliopsida, Lamiales, Orobanchaceae.